GGCGGUGAACCUGUCUGGGAUGAGUUUAUAAUUAACCCCACAUCUGAGACACACACCUGACAGGGGACAGGGGCACCAGGAUACACCUUGCUUGGAGUAGAAACCAGGGGGCCAGGAGACAACUUGGGGGCAGUGUCUCAGUGAAUUGGGCAGGAUGGAGAGCAACACACAGAGCUACACGACCAGUACCCAGAACAAAAACACCAUCCCUAUCAAUAACCCCGCGGAUAUCUCUGUGAUUGUAGUGUAUUUCGUGGUGGUAUUGGCUGUGGGAUUAUGGGUGAGUUAGUUACUUGGAGACAUAAUUACAAUAUAUUUAAAACCAUAGGGAUUCGGGUAUAGAACUUACACAGGGUUCAAUAUAGAUGCUCCAUACUUUGCAGUUGUUAUGGGGGAGUUCCAACUCAUGGUGAUCUUAGUCCUUCUGAAUACUUGGCAUGCUUACUAUAUAAUGUAAUGAGAAAUAAGGGACAUUUGUAAAUGGAUUUUUACCACCAUUGGUUUAAAAGACAGUGUAGAAACAGAUGUAUGAAUUAACUCUUAAAUACACAAUAUCAGGUUGUCACAAAAAUAGCCUUGCUCACAGCUUUGUGCUAUUAGAAUAGUUGUGUACACGAUUUGCACACAAUGAACUAUCUGUUCUCCCUCUGUCUAGAUUAGAAGUUUUACAUUACAGCGUUAAAGCAGGUGCAGGAGGAACAGUUAUUUCAAGUUUAGAAAGUGCAUUUCAGUGAUGUGGUAUUCUGUAUAUGCUGCGCAGAAACUCUGUUUAUUAAUGAGGAAGCCAGACUAAUAAAAUGCAGGGAUGUCUCUGUAGCACUGUUGUGGUUUUGGUGGCAUGUGGUACCCACACAGCAUGCUUUACGGCUAGGAUGAAGACUGAGUCUAACUGCUUGCCCUUGUUUCCAGGCUAUGGUGAGGACGAGCCGUGGCACGGUGGGGGGCUUCUUCUUGGCCGGGCGAAGCAUGGUGUGGUGGCCGGUGAGUGAUAUCUCCAUUCUAUCCGAACGUUGUGGUCCAGGUGAUUCUCUCAGGAGAAUGUAUCAAUAUAGGGAAUAGAACGUUCUGCUCCAAGAAUCACAUUGUCUGCUACUCCUGCGGUCACCUCACUGGCUGUCUUGGUGUCUGGGACAUGGAACUUGGAUUUUGUAUGUUGUGUACUCCCAUUUAACGAGGUGCCUGCCUGGUACACCUUACAGCACUGCUAAGGCUAAUGUUAGAUGAAGUAAAAGAGGUAGCCAGUGGCACAUGCCCCUUACUGCAGGGUGUCCAUAAACUACCCAGUAACAGAAAGGUUGGUGCAUUAGUACUUUAACCUGUGGAUCAAAAAAGUGCACUUGACACAACAGUCUAAUGCACAGUGUGAGAGAAUUGGUAUUGGUAGGCACAGUGCCAGUCUGCCUUGGGUGCGUGACAUAGGCUGUUUUGAAAGUACUGCUGAUUCAUACCCAAGAAAGCUGCAGUGCCCACUGUAUCAUCUCUUACAUGUGGAAAUAUAAAAGUAUCUGUAUGCCCCUGGCUAGUCCAUGCGACUGGCAUUACAAAAACCCAAGCCAGAAAAUAAGUCACCAUUACUCUCACAUCCAGAAAAUCCAGUUAUAUUAAAUCUUGCCUAUCAAAAAGAGGGAGGGUGAAGGGGAUUUGUGUAGAAUGUCUGAGACACGAAGGGCAUAGUAAGGACAAUACACAAUGGAAGGCGGACCUGUGAGCUGUUACCCAAUUCCUGAUGAGAAAUUGCAUUAAAGUUUUGUUAUGAUGUUAUUGCAACUUAAAAGCUUUCACCAUCUUUGUUUUCAUUUCUGAAUCUUGUCUGUAACCUGUUGUAGCUAUACAAAUACUACUGAAAUCCUCUAAGGGCAAGAUAAAAAUAUUUUAAAAGGGUCAAAUCACCACAGGGAUAAGAUGGCCAAAUGCUCAGAAUACCAACCUCUAGAGGGCUAUUAUAGCCAUAUUUCUAACUCCAGGCAUACCAAAGAUAAAAUACUUUUAAAGGAGAUUUUAUUGAGAUUGGAACUGGGUUAUGAGUAGAGAAAUCAUCAAAUUACAGGGUAUUAUUAUUAUUAUUAAUCAUUGCAUUAAUCUUGAAUGUAUCUAACCAGUAGUUCAUGAUAACUCUAUGUGGAUUGUUUACUUUAACCCCUUAAGGACACAUGACAUGUGUGACAUGUCAUGAUUCCCUUUUAUUCCAGAAGUUUGGUCCUUAAGGGGUUAAGAUAAGUAUCAUCAUAUUUUCAAUUCAAGCUCAUUACAUUUGAUGAAAUGUAAUGAUUUUCUUCAAUGAUGUAUUUUUUUUGGGGGGGGGAGGAGGGUAUUUUUUAUUUUAGAAAGUUACAUUUUUAACCAACUGCUGUUCACCCUAAAUUGCCUACUGCUACAUUGCUCUCUGUGUGAAACUGGAACAGCAAGCAAGUUCGGUUGAGCAGCAGUUGGUCAGACAUAUGUGUUCCAAUAUGGCAGCAGAUAAAAAAAAAAAAGUGAUAUUUCCUCAAAUAUCAAAAUACCUCAUUUAAAAAAAAAAAAGGUAUUUAAAAAAAAAAAAAGGUAUUUAAAAAAAAAAUAAGGUAUUUAAAGUGGACAUUUUAUAACAGUUGUCCUUUAAGUAAUGCAUCUCAAACAUUGCACCUCCAUCCCCCCAAUUUUUGCUGUGCUACAACUCCGAUUACUCUCUGGGCAACUAUUGCAUUUAAAUAACUGCAAUAGAUUGAAAUCCCUGCUUUAAGUAAAUUACCUUUGUUCAUGGACCAAUGAAGCCCGAAUUAGUUUGUACAGCAAUGAUAUUGGAGACCUCGCUUUACUAUGCUUGCCUCCAUGCAGCUGGAAGGGAACAUAUUGGAGGUAAAUUCAUCACCCUAUCAUCUUAUCUUCCCAGGAAAUUUGUUUCUUUCCUGGGAUUACCUAUAUCCUAUUAGAUUAAAAGGUAUGGAGUUGGUUCACUGUUACCCUUGUAGGCGGUUAUACUGCAUUUGAGCCACAAGAGGGACCUGGCAUUUCCAUUUUAGGGAGUCUGAUUUUAUCUCCCCUUUCUAUUACACAUAUGAUACUUUGAUAAUGCAGGUAAUGUCAGAUUUAUAGAUGGAACACUCUGGGGAAUAUUUAAAGAAAGCCGUUCUGGGCAAAGCUCAAAAUUCAACAUGGAAACCAACUGAAUGUUUAUGCUGAUUGCUCCACCUUUAGAACUUUGCUCCUAAAUCCAUCUUGAUAUACAACUCUCAUCGUCCAUUGAAACCCAUGAUUAUUUUUAUUGUACAUCAAUUAAACUAAAGAAAUAAUAUUAUAGCUAAAUGAUGCUUCCACAGCAAAUUCUCGUCAGUUCCUUCCACAACAAAUAAUAUUAGGCCGCACAUAACUUGUGGGUACUGGUCUCCAAAGUGGAUUGCAAUUGUGCAAAUGCUUAUUCUCACACAAUUUGUUUAUUAUUAUUUCCUUCCCACCCCCAGUGAUUUAUUUCCCCCUAAUACACCAUGAUUCUCCCCACACACCCAGUGGUCUACUUUCCCCCAUCCUCCAUGAUCUCUUUCCACCCACUCCUGUGAUUGUCUUUACCCCACACCUCGUGAUCUCCACACCCAGUGAACGCCUCCUCUCCUUCACCCUCACCCAACUCUUCCCACAUUCUUGUUUGAACAAAUAGUGAUUGCAGUUCCCUUAUUACAAUCACUUGGUUAUCUGUAUGCCCCCAUCCAUUUCACAAUCAUUUCAUUGUUCUGCUUCCCACCACCAUCUUGUUUUAAAGCCUUGUCUACCAGCACUCUUGCAUUUAAAUGCAUUCAUUCCCAUGAUACACAAAACCUAUUUCCUUCCUUGUGAUUCCACUUGUCUCCCUCUCAUAGCUUCAUAUCUGUCUUGCUUAUUUCAAAAACUCUGCAGAGUUUAUUCACUAAACUUCAAAUUCUCAGGAAUUGACUUUUGCAUGGCAAGAAUAACUAAAAAUAGCAGAUUUGGACUUUCUUCAACUCAGGCUCAGCCGUAGUCACAGCUCGGCUAUUUCAGUGUACACUUUGCAGUAACAUUUCAGCUAACUAAAAUUUGGUGUUUACCGAAUAAAAGCUCAAGUGCAUUUGUUUUACUGCUGACACUUCAACCGCACGUUGAAAGUCCACACUACAGUGGAAUUAUUCAUGUUCAGGACUGCCGAGGUGCUGAUCUAUAUGGUUAAUCAUUUCUGAUGAUUGUAUUCUUAAUACCUGUUAUUAAGAUUAAUAAUUUAUCAGGUUUAAGAUCAGAUUAGCUCAUAUCUCACAGGUUUCUUUUACUACCUGCAGUCCCACAAGUACUUUUUGUAAGGUUAUGUCUGGUUACACGGUUGACCACCCUGUGAAGUUAACAGUAGCAAUCCAUUUGUUGAAAGUGUUUUGCGGCUUGUGUAUUACCUGACUGGCCCCUCCUUGGUUCCAUUCUCCAGCUUGCAGUUAUUCGGAAUAAAGCACUGCACAGACGUUUGAUAGUCACAGGAGAGUCCAGCUAAUGAUCUCCUUUCUUCUGCAGUUACCGUGCAUGUUUUUAGGUCAUUUACAAUUUUUAAUGAAAUGUAGUUAUCCACUAGUCCACUUCCCCUUUGACCCAAAAACUAAAGACCGUGUACAUUAAAAUACAGUCAAUGUUCAUGCCCUUGCACUAGUUUAUACACUGUAUUCAUCACAACUCCAAAUACGGGUAUCCUGCUUCUAGGGCAAGUUCACUGCCUGUAGCUUUUUCUGAAAAUAGGAUUCACGUCUAUUUUCUGACUUUGUGUACACUGAUUCAUUUACAAAUCUCAUCACACAAUAUGGAACCUUCCUGUUGGCACCAAUCCUGUAACAAUGUUUCUAUAGCAGUAUAGUCUAUUGUUGGUCCCCUCCCAUUCAUUCUCUUUGUUCUUUCCACCCCUCCUGAGUACUCUUCUUUAUAUUCAAUUGUUUGGCUUUUCAUUCCAGUCAUUUUUCAUUUAUCUUUAGCUCAUUCCUCUAUUGUGCAACCGCUUCCACUACUUUUCUCCACACCGCCCUCCCCUAGUCUCCCUUUACUCAUAAUCUUGAUAUGGUUCUAGGCCAACAUUGUUUUUCUUUACAUUCACUCUUCCAUGUCUGCCUGCCUUCCAACUUCUCUUUGGCUUCAACCAUCCUGCUCUCUAAAUCUACCUUUCUAAUAUCUUCUAUCCUAACUACCUUCCCUGCGUUUCCUUAUCACACCCAGCUUUUCUCUAUCCCGACCCUGUCUUUUCCUUCCACAUCGCUCCCUUAUUUUCCCAUCUGAGUUUCACCAAUCUCUCCUUUUUAAAUUGCUUGUUUCAUUGUCUGGCAUCUUGAUUCGUCUCUUUGCUUACUCUAAUAUGAUGUAACCUCUAUUUCCCAUUUUUUGCCCCAAUCGUGCUCCAUCCAUUCAUCAUUCUGCUCACUUUCCCAUUCUUUUCUUUGCUUUCUUUGUUAUCCUACUUACUAUGGCUAUCGUUCUGCCAUUAUCGCUAUGUGCCUUUUAUAUAUAUAUAUAUACACACAAGCACAUAGCGCCUAGCUGUGCUGUGGUAGCUUGGAAAUCUUUGAUAUAUAGAUAUGUGCUAAUACCAAGAGGAUGAAGGCAAUGAACGUCUGAGGCACAGAAGAUGGAAGAUAUAUAUAUACACUACAUAUAAAUAUCACAUAACACCAUGUACAUAAAUGAUGUUAUAUUAUAUAUGUAUAUAAAGAUCAAUAUACUUAUCUUUUUGGAAGCCGCUUUUUGGUUGCGUGCAGCUUACUCGACAAUCAGUAAUGACUCCUUUGUAUUUACUGUAUUAGCGUAUCAAUCUGGUAGUUUAUAAGUCACAAUCCACUCACCAUUAUUCAUAACUAGAUUUCACUUAAUGACAAUAAAUGUACAAAUUUUCACCUAAUCUAAUCCCUUAAAGAAAAGCUGAGGUCAAAAUUUGUUUAAACACGUAGUGAUACUAGAUGAUCUGUUUCAAAACACUAGCAAGUUUUACAAACCACAGUAAUUAAACAUAGAGAAAUGCUUUAUCUACCCGUCUGCUAAAUAAAUAAAUUAAUUUACAAUCUAAAAUGAAUAUUUCCACAUAGUUUUUGGCAGCAUUACACUCUGGUUGCUAUAUAUCAAGCAAUAUUUAAUUGUCAGAUGUUUUGUUCAUGUACUUUACACUUUACACUUGGCGCGGGCAUACACCUACAGGCAGUGUAUGAAAGAAAUCCUGACACUGUUUACUAAUAGGCAUAAUGCUAUUUCCAAAGUAAUUUAUUAUUAUUUAUUUAUGUGCUUACUAAACUAUUAACAUUACACAAUGUCUAAACAUGUGUUUGAAUACCUUAGUCUUUCUGGUAGUUCCAUUUUAUUAAAAUAUUUGUAACCAAUAAUUUUGAAAAAAAAAUUGAUCCCUGAUUUGGUAAAUAAGGUUUUCCAAAACAGCAGAUGCGAAAUACAAGAUUUACAAAGUUUCUCCAACUCAGCGUGGAGAUUUUAAUUUACAUUUAGCACUUCGGUCUUCAAUUCCCUACCAUUUGUGGUUUAGUCAUUAAAGAGACACACGCAAAGCUCUGGCAUCAUCCCACUGUAAAACACAAAACUAUUUUAGCACAGUUUGACAACUUACUUCUGUCCCACCCAGUGACUGAGCAACAUUCGAUGCAUCCAGUCUGCUCCAGCUUUUACUAAUGGAAUAGACUAGACAUGGCUGUGUAGCAUGGGUGCCUGAUGGGAACUGGGUAAGUUGUAAAACCAGGUUUGACAAUAUUAACGUAGGACAGUGCCAAGUUACUUGUGGACCCAACAGCACUAUAUCAGACUGUAGUGGUUAUGGUGCUUAGAGUAUUAAUUUAACCCACUUAGACAUUCCAAUAUGCAUUUAGGAGAUCCCUCUCUACAUAUCUCAAAACAGAAUGCACCUGUCAUGGUUGAUUAUAUAUUUCUUACCUGUUCUAUGGGUUAGAUUUUGUAUGUGUUGUGUAUUUAUAUUGUUUUUGUAUUUAAUUGUACCCUCUUGUAACGAUGCAAUGUUUUGUAGACCCAAAACAUACUUGAAAACAUGUAUACUUCCUGGUAUAAUAUUUUAUAAAUAAAUAAAAUAAUUUACUUUGUAAUUGCAAUCUUCCCGUAUAAAUAAAUACUAACUGUACAGUGUUAAGCAACUUUUUAAAGUGGAGGGUUGCAUACCACACAGAUGUAUAGGGCAAGAACAGAGAAUAUUUACGUAAUAAUGGAAUACAAUAGAACUAUUGUUUUGUUUUGCCCUUACCAUAUUCAUUUUGGAUAACAAAUAUAAAACAAUGAAAAUGUCCUGAAUAUAAAAGUUUACACACAAUCAAAAUGGCACUAGUAAAAAUACCGGGAAAUUGAUUUCAUAACAUUUUAGCAUUUUACAGUCAAAAAUGUGUGUGUACAUUAUAAAUGUAACCCAUUGAACAGCUGCAAAACUGAAGAAUAUGAUUUAACUCAAUAGUAAUUAAACGCACAAGACUUUAGCACGUACAUAACAUCCCUUGCAUAAACAGAAUCAUAUUGCUAAGGAUGUAAGGUUCAUAUGCAGGGCAGGUUAUUUUAUUACCAGUUAGAUUAUAUGACUGUUUCAAAUGUGACCUUACAUGUAAUGUAUAGAUAAUGCAAGGAUGUACAUAUUGAAGCAAUAGGACCCUAUUCUAUCCCCAAUGAUCUGAGCCAAUCUACGCUCCCCAUUCUGAAUGCACGUCUCUUGAUUAAAGGAACAUUAAAGCGUUAGGAAUACAAACCUGUGUUCCCAACGUUUUAAUGUUCCUGUCCCUAAAUUAAUAGGUACACUCUCCCCCCCCCCCCUCAUUCAGCAUAAUAAUGGAUAAAAAAAAUCUUAUUUUUUUACCUUUUUUCCUGAGCUGAGACUCCCUCAACAGUGCUCACUUUUCUUGCUUCUGCAUUACCACGGAGGAGGUAUGCCCUCCUCCACCAAUGUCCUUUCCAAUGUUCCUCAUAGAGGCCAGCAAACUCGUCUGACCUGAACCACAUAUAGAAUCUAUGGGGCAUUGCCAAGAGAAAGAUGAGAGACAUGAGACCGAACAAUGCAGAAUAGCUGAAGGCCGCUAUUCAAGCAUCUUGGUCUUCCAUAACACCUCAGCAGUGCCACAAGCUUCCAUGCCAUGCCGCAUUGAUGCAGUAAUUGCUGCAAAAGGGGCCCAAACCAAGUACUCAGUCCAUAUGCAUGCUUAUACUUUUCAGAGGUCCGAUAUUGUUCUAUGUACACUUCUUGUUUUAUUGAUUGCAUGUAAUAUUCUAAUUUACUGAGAUUGUGAAUUUGGGGUUUACAUGAGCUGUAAGCCAUAAUCAUCGCACUUAUGAUAAAUCACGGCUUGAACUAUCUUGCUUUGCAUGUAAUGCGUCUAUCUCAUAUAUUAGUUUCCCCUUUUAUGUUGCAUUACUGAAAUAAAUGAACUUUUGCAAGAUUUUCAAAUUUUUUGAGUAUCACCUGUAAGGUAAGUUUAAACACCUUAUUUCUAUACUCUAAAGGGAUGCCGGGACCCUAAUAGUUAGUUAAAAAAAUAGUGUUUGGAAUACAUAUUUGUAUUCCUAACAUUAUAGUGCUCCUUUAAAGUCUAAAGGAGGUAGGAUGUAGGAUUACAUAAAAUAUGUACAAUGGAUCCAGAAGAAUUGACACCUUGCAAGGUUUGAUCAUAGAAUCCAGAAACGAGAGCAAGGUUACUAAGUGUAACAGCAAUAUACAAUUUUAUUAGAUUAUAUGAUUAUAUGGUAAAAUAGGAUUAUGACCGAUAGAGCAAUCUUACUUCCUAGCUCUAAUAUUUUAAAAUACUGUGACAUAAUGCGUGCUUGCACAGUGUUGUCAUGGUCGGCCACAGAAAAUAAUUGAGGACAAUGAUUCUCUAUGGAGUAAUUGUAGGUGCAUCACUGUGAGUGGAGCGCAUGUGCCUAUAUUCCCGAAUGUUCCUCUAUGAGGAGUAUUGGAUUGUCCCGUUAUCCUGGAGGCACACCUCCAUGAUGAUGUAACCCAAGCAGGCGGUCGCGGCAAUGCUGAGGGAGACUCGUGUUGGAGAGAAGGUGAGUAAUUUGUUUAUAUAUAUAUAUAUUGUGUUUUUACUUUUUUUGUGAACAAUUGGAGGCAUGCAUAUUGAUAAGGGCCAACAGGACUGUAGGGUUAGCAAUACUUUAAUGUGUUCCUAUCACUACAGGAAUCCUUUAAUAGAUUAAAUCAUAGGUUGUUAAAACAAACAAAUAAACAAGCAAAUAAAUAAAAAAAAGCACAUUAUAUAUAUGGGUUCCUUACUGAAAAACCACAGUAAAUGAUGUUGAAAUAGAACCAGGAGCUCAGAAAACAUGCUCAUCACAGGGGAAUAACAAAGACUGCAGCAAAGGGCAAUUAUAUUUACUGCUGCCAUUUGUGUAAGGCUCAUUAGUUAUCAUUUACCUUCCCCAACAAUCUGUUGUGUAAACAGGAUCAGGUUAACUGAAAGAUCCCAAUAGCCAAGAGUUCCUGUGAAUCAUUUGUAACCGUAAUUGUGAUAAAUUUAUCCUAAUUCACUAUAUUUUCAUAAAGUUCACAAGAUCUUCAUAUAAAGUGAAUAAGUUAUGGAUUGUAAAUCUCUCCCAUUGCAUUUUUUUAGAAAUACACUUAUCUAUUUUCUUAUACUUUACCCCAUCAUAACAUUUUAUAGCUGUAGCUUAUGUAACUAGCGCUCACGCCAAACUUACAUAAGUCUUAAAUUGACGUGUUCUUAUCAUAUGGUGCUGUUUACAAAUAUACACUGGUUUCUGCUUCUUGUUUUUUUUUUUACUAUCUUUAUUUUUCGUUGUAAAAACUAUAAAUAUAACAAGCAAAAGCGUAAUGUUGCAUCUUCCGUUGUGGACAUUUUUGUUUAAGGACAGAGUGAGCUUCGACAUGCAUAUAGACACCUUCAGCAUUAAUCUCGUUAUACAUUGGGUCAGAAAAAGAACUCGGUAUGCUUAUUUUGAGGUUCACGUUCAAGUAUAUAACAACAGUAUGAAUGGUCCCUAUCAUCGGCCCAUCUAACAUUUACCACAUUAAGUUACGUUUACCGUUCUUGAACCACUGGUCUGCAGCACCUCACCAGUUUGUUAGUGUAGGUCUAGUCUUGAGAGUUCCGUUUCCUUAAUUAAUAGUUAGCAUAUAUUAUUAUUUAUUAUUAUUAUUUAUAAAAUAUUUUACCAGGAAAGAUACAUUGAGAUUUCUCUCGUUUUCAAGUAUAUCCUGGGUCCACAAAUCAUUGCAUUGUUACAUUAGGGUACAACAAAAUCCAAAAACAAUAUUAAUACACAAUAAAUACAAAAUUUAACAUAGAACAGGCAGGAAAUAUAUAAUCAACCAUGACGCAUGCAUUCUGUUUUGAGGUAUGUAGAGAGGGAUCUCUUAAAGGACUUUAGGCUUAGGGAAGAUUUUAAAUGGUGCGGGAGGUUGUUCCACAAUUGUGGUGCUCUGUAGGAGAAGGAGGAUCGGGCCGCUUUCUUUUUGUAUUGAGGUAGACUAAGUAAAGUGCUUGUACUGGAUCGGAGCUUAUAGGAAGUGGGAACAGCUGGGGAAAGCAUUUUGUUCAGGUAGGGUGGGAGUUUCCCAGAAAAGCUCUUAAACAUGAGGCUGGAAAGAUGAAGGGUGCGUCUGGAUUCCAGCGACAGCCAGUUUAGUUCUUUUAGCAUGUCACAAUGAUGGGUCCUGUAAUUACAUUGUAGCACAAAUCGGCAGAACGAGUUAUAUGAUGUAAUGAGUUUAUUAAUGUGGGAUUGCUAUGCAGGUGCAUAUACUACAUCCCCAUAAUCAAUGAUUGGCAUCAGCAUUUGCUGUACAAUCUUUUCCUUCACUGUAGGGCUUAAGCAGGAUUUGUUUCUGUACAGGGCACCUAGUUUUGGAUAAAGUUUAGAUGCAAGCUUUUCUAUGUGCAGGCCAAAAGAUAGAUUGGGGUCUAACAUCAUACCCAAGUAUUUGAAAGAGUGGAAUGCGGUCAGUGUGCUAUUUGAAUUUGUUUUGAUGGAUAGGUGGGAAUUGUGUAAUUUGUGUAAUUUAGGUACUGUUCCAAAGAUCAUUGUGACAGUUUUGUCAUUGUUCAGGAAGAGUUUGUUUUUUGUGAUCCACUUUUCUACCUCUGUAAACUGGUCUUGGAGCACAGUCUCAAGUUGCGGUAGAUUGGAUUUACUCGCAUAGAUUACCGUGUCAUCUGCGUACAUGUGUAUCUGUGCUGUAGCCUUGUGACACCCUCUCAAGGUUAUUUCUGUACAUAAACCUUCCGCUGCGUUAUACCUCACGCAGCACUAUGGUUAUAGUUGUUAGUGAGUAUGGGAUAUGUGUGUCUUAACUGUAGUCAGUAGGAAGAUUUAGUAUGUUACUCUCAGGUAAUGUUCAGGUAAGCUUGUCAUCAUCCUUGCGUGCCUGCUUUAUACCCUUCCCAGGCCUGAGGGAAUGUAUGUACUUAUAGCCAAAGCCUGGUCACCUUCUGUGUGCUCAACACUUGAGCCCCACUUUAUUUUGGGUGGUCAGGGACGUGUUGUUCAGUAUUUUUCCUGUUAUGAUCCGGAUCUGUGUACAGCAGUGUCAAGUUUGGUGUUAUAUAUCUUUGGUCUAUAUGUCUAUUUCCAGGGCUAGUCAACUGCUUCCUGUUUUGCUACGUUUCCCCCGCUGUUGGAAUGUCCAACUGGGUAAUGGUUCUGGGAAUGAACUCAUACAUUUGGGGGGGAGAGGAUAAGGGGGAGGUGUACUCGGAUGGAAGGAGUGAGGGUUAAGGAGGUGUGGAUCGGUGGGAGGAGGGAUGGGGGUACAAUAGUUUCUAAACCUAUCUCAGGCCUAUUACUCUAAACUAACUGUCACUUGUGAUAAAUUGUAGCUCUACAUGGAAGCUGAUUGGAAUAUCCAUUGAAUCUUCGCAGUUUUUUUAUAACCCAGUAUACUGAGAGCUAACCUUAGCACCUUGAAGUUUCUGAAUUUCAUUUCCCUAAGAAGCAGAUUCAUUAUUUCCUUUUGUGAAUGCUUUAUUUCAUGUGCCAGAUAUCUACUAAUGUGGUUAGAAUUCUGUAAAAUGCUGUCUGUUGUAGCCUUACCACUUAUAUAAUGUUAUAGUAUAAAAAGUUACAGCUAUAUUACUUGCUUUUCUCAAAGUUAACAUAGAAAAGAGACUCAUUCUGAGAAUUAUACUUAAUUUAAAGCAACCUUUAAUCUACAAUACCCAAUUUGGAAAACUUCUUUAACUUCAGGCUAUUUUUGCUUAAAAUUUAUUUUAAAGUAACACUCCUGGCACCAUAACAACUUAAUCAGAAUUCAGAUGUUAUGGUACCCCAGGUGGUCCAUGGUGCUGGCAUACCUUUAGGGUGAUUGGAGUGUUCCUUUAAAUUUUCCCUAUAUUCCUGAAAAGACGCACUUUAGUGAAUAACCCACUCAGAUUAUUGCACAAACAUCAUAUCUUCUGUUCUAUGACAAUAAAUAUCUUUGUCCAAAAAACCCUCAAUAACAAUGUUUUGUGCUUCUUUUUUCUAGAUUGGAGCAUCUCUUUUUGCCAGUAACAUCGGUAGCGGACACUUUGUUGGUCUAGCGGGGACAGCAGCUGCUGGAGGCAUUGUGAUUGGAGGCUUUGAAUGGAAUGUACGAUUUAAUUCAUAUAUAGCACCAAACUGUUUCUCUGUGUAUCCGUAAUUGGUGAAUUUUAUUUAUACUUUAAGAUUCCCCCAGUGUAAAUAUGCUUAUCAGAAGUCUCUUUUCUGCAUCCCAAUCCACCCAUUGUGAGACCAUCUCUGGUCCAUUCCAACAUCUCUCACAGAGAAAAAUUGGGGACCUAUACCGCAUGCACGAGUUUUGCCAUACUUUGCCAAUUCAGUGAUUCUCAUAGAGAAAGACUGAAUCCAGUAGUGGCAGAUGGUGUCAUCAUGCAUGUGUGACGUCAAACAUGAAGAUCUUUAAACAUACAAAGCAGAAAGGAUGUGCCUCUAUUGGCUGUCUGUCUGACAGGCACUAGAGGCAUGUUUUAGGCAAAAUGUAAAUAUUGAUUUUUUUUUCAUUUUCUUAAGGGGUAUCACAUAUGCACCAAAAACUCUUCAUUAAGAUUAAGUGGUUAUGGUGUUUAGAGUAUAAGUGCUUGCUAAGUUAAAGUAAAAUAUUGACUAUAUCAUGACCAACCCAAGCUCAGUAAAGUUCAAAUUGAUAUUGUUUUAGUUUGUGGCCCAAAUCAGUCAUUAUCAUAAAUAAAUAGAUAAUGCUAUUAGCAGUAUAGAGUCACAAUGAUACCUUAAACAUGCUACCCAACAUAAAAAUACAUAUCAAAACAGAAGUAAAAAAAGGUCAAAAGUAGUGAGAAAAGGGAGAAAGUCAAAAUAGCCCCCAACUUUUCAGCAGGAUUGCCUUUAUCAAGGGAGCACAAAAAGCAAUCCUGCCGAAAUGUUGGGGGCUAUUUUGACUUUCUCCCUUUUCUCACUACUUCUGACAAUUUUUUCCCCUUCUUUUUUGGUAUGUAUUUUUAUGUUGGGUAGCCUGUUUAAGGUAUCAUUGUGAAUCUAUACUGCUAAUAACAUUAUUGCACUUUUUGGUUGUUUUCAAAGAAUACAUGUUAUCAUUUGUAUACCUUGUAUGCUUUUUUGUAUUGAGCUUUGUUUUAACAUUAUUGCUAAUGUUGUUUGGUAUAAACUUGGGGUACCUAGUGUACUGGACCCAACAAAUAAAAUAUGUUUAACCCCUUAACACCGUUACGGUGUUCUAUGCCGUCCCCAUUAUAAUGGGCUUUAAAACCAUUGCAGCGGCAUAGAACCACGUAACGGCUUAAGCCCCCAGGAGCUCCGGUGGACUUACCUCCACCGCGAUCCUCAACGGAAGGACUGCCUGACAGCCCAGGCAGCCCUCCCCUGGCAAAUCAGGCCCCCUGGGGCCAUGUGAUCGCUCUCAAAGAGCAAUCACAUGACCGCAAUAGCUGGCUGUGGAUCUGCCUGCAGGGGGACUGUCUGGGCUGUCAGACAGUCCCCCCCUGCUGGUGGGAAGUGUAACAAAAAAAUAAUAAUUAAAUAUGUUUAAAAUAAAUUAAAUGUACAUAUAUAUAUGUAAUAUAUACAUCUUAUAUAUAUGUAACGUCUUACGUAGUGUAUUUUAAUAUUAAUAUAAGUACAUAUAUUAGUAUUAAAAUACACUUAGAAUGAAGUUACAUAUAUAUAAAAUUUAUAUAUAUUAUAUAAAUAAUACAUAUAUAUUUUAUAUUUAUAUAUAUAUACGUAUAAUUACAAUAAUAAAUAAAUAAAAUAAAAUAAAUAACAUACUUUUUUUAAAUGAAAAUAAAUUAUAUAUACAUAUGUAAUUUCAUUCUAACUGUAUUUUGUAAUAUAUAUAUAUAUAUAUACAUAUAUAUAUAUGUAACAAAAUACAUUUAGAAUGACAUUCCAUAUAUAUCUAUAUAUAAAAUACAAAUAACCGUCAAUAUAUAUAUAUAUAGUUAAUAUAUAUAAUUACAUUAAUGAUCACAUAAGUAUACACGUAGAAUUUAAAUACGUAUAUAUGUAUAUAUAUUAAAAUUCUACGUGUAUAUUUAAGUAAUCUUUUAGCAUAAUUAUGUGAUUUUAUUAAUUAAAAUUUGAUUGACAUGCCUGACAACCCAGGCAGAAAAUGCAGAGAAUGUAAUUCGCAAACACUAUAUUAAACCCUGUAACUUUCCAAGACACCUUAAACUCUGUACACGGGGGGUACUGUUUUACUCAGGAGACUUCGUUAAACACAAAUAUUAGUGUUUCAAAAUGGUAAAUUGUAUUACAAUGAUGUUAUUUUUAGUGAAAGUGACGGAUUUUUCACACAUGAACGGCACUUUUACUGACCAUAUUAUUGUUGUAAUACAUUUUACUGUUUUGAAACACUAAUGUUUGUGUUUAGUGAAGUCUCCCGAGAAUAACAAUACCCCCCAUGUACAGGUUUUAUGGUGUUUUGGAAAGUUAGAGAGUCAAAUAUAAGGCUUGCAUUACAUUUUUUUCACAUUGAAAUUUGCCAGAUUGGUUAUGUUGCCUUUGAGACCGUAUGGUAGCCCAGGAAUGAGAAUUAUCCCCAUGAUGGCAUACCAUUUGCAAAAGUAGGGAACCCAAGAUAUUGCAAGUGGGGUAUGUCCAGUCUUUUUAGUAGCCACUUAGUCACAAACACUGGCCAAAUAUAGUUUUUUUGCUUUUUUCACACAAAAACAAAUAUGAACGCUAACUUUGGCCAGUGUUUGUGACAAAGUGGCUACUAAAAAAGACUGGGCAUACCCCACUUGCAAUACCUUGAGUUUUCUACUUUUGCAAAUGGUAUGCCAUCAUGGGGGUAAUUCUCCUUCCUGGGCUACCACACGGCCUCAAAGGUAACAUUACUAAUGUGGCAAAUUUAAAGGGACACUCCAGACACCCUGACCACUUCUGCCCAUUGGAGUGGUCUGGGUGCCAACUCCCACUACCCUGUCUACGAGACAGCCACGAGAGGGACUUCCGUGUUCUUAGAACACAAAAAGUGUUUUAAGCGAUGCUGGACGUCCUCACGCUGUGUGAGGAUCUCCAGCGUCACUGAAAUCCCCAUUGGAAAGCAUUGAAUAAUGCUUUCCUAUGGGAGUCUAAUGCGCGUUCGUGGCCAUUGUCGCGCAUGCGCAUUAGGUCUCCCCCCGCCGGCUGACGGCGGGGGAGGAGAGUAGGCAGAGCCUGACCCAGCGCCGAGCGACAUUGGCGCUGAACUCCGGUAAGUCACUGAAGGGGUUUUAACCCCUUCAGCAACUUGGGAUGGGGGGUGGAGGCAGAGGGGCACUGUAGGGUUCUGCAGUGCCAGGAAAACUAAUAUGUUUUCCUGGUACUGGAAAGUCCCUUUAAAUGUGAAAAAAUGGAAAGUGCUAUAUUUGAACCUGUAACUUUCCAAAACUCCAUAAAACCUAUUAAAGGGGGGUUACUGUUGUACUCGUGAGGCUCUGCUGAAUACAAAUAUGUGCCUUUUAUUGCAGUAAAAGCUAACAGUAUUAUGACAUUUACAGCUAAAAAGUCAGGCGGAACUACACAUUUUUUUUUUUAAAUCUUAAUUUCUCACAGUUUUUUUUAUUUUAUUCAUAAUAAAAUUAUGUUUCAUAUAUGAAAAGUUUAUGAGAAAUUAAAGCCCUGUUUCUCCUGAACAAAAUGAUAUAUAAUAAGUGUGGGUGCACUUAAUAUGAAAGAGGUGAAUUACAGUAGAACAGACAUAUAGCGCAAAUUCCAGUUUUUGUUUACAUUUUGUUUUGAUCAGAACGUGCACUAUUGACUCCGUCCUGAAGGGGUUAAUGCUGUUGAAUGGUUAUUGUAAUAUUUGCAGAUAGUUGUCAUCAGCAUUCUACCUAUCACACCUGAUGGAAUUUAUUGUGCUACAUGCAAGUAAGUUGUGGGUCAGAAUCUUUAUACCAGUAAAACCUGAAGAAUAUUCAGCAGAAUGUGCGAAUGAAACAUUCCCUGUCAUGUGAGCAUUUAAUAAUUUGUAUGCCAGCAGACUGUCAUCACUAAAAGGACACAAUGUGUAGUGUCAUGAUUUGUUAGACUUAGAGCAUCUAAUUCUUUUUGUUUUGCUUAAUGUUUUUUCCUGUAGGCACUGGUUAUUGUGGUGAUUCUUGGCUGGAUUUUUGUUCCAAUCUAUGUGAAGGCUGGGGUAAGUUUUGAUGAACAAAUUCCUUUUCAAUUUCACUAUAUAGAAUUACAUAAAACAGUGAAAAUGCUACAAUUCUGUAUUUCACAAUCAAAAGCCUACUCUGGGGUUUAUUCUUUUAUCAGCAGCUUAUGUAAUAAAUUUGCUUUAAGAUUAGCUUGCAAUUGAAAAACUGAGAUACCCAUAGUUUUAGGAAUUAAAAACACACCAUAAUUUAUAUUAUUAGUGCAAUUAAAAAAAGUGUGAAUUGUGAUGAACAAACACAAUGGGGGAAGUGAAAGUGACAUACCCCUUUAAAUGUGGAGCUGCACAUAAGCAACGUUAAAACAUAAUUAUGUGUGUUCUUUUUAUGCAAGUGUAAAUAAAUUAAGCAAACGCUUUAUAUGGGAGUGUAGUAGGCAUGUCAUUUUUAAAACUUUAUUUAUGCAGAUAGCAGGCUGCAGGUCAUACAUAAAAAUCCAAGAUUUAAAAAUCCGAUACAUGUACCGUCUAAUAAAAUUUUGUAUAUGCAAAUUAACAAGGUGCUAAGGUGCUGAUUGAGUCCAGUAAUAAGCCAUUUUACUUAGGUGUCCUGAAGACACAGUGCCUCAAAGCAAGUGGCGUGUGACUGGUUAAUCUGAGCUACCUCCCGCAGCAAAGCUGUGUAAUUGAAGUUACGGGAAAGUCUCAGUGGUAAUAGGGCCUCUUUGUCAGAUGGAAUUAAAAGAAACAACAGCUCAAUUUUCAAACAAAUCACAGUAUCUCUGAACCCCCAUCCUCUCCAGGCCCCAAAAUGACAAGGGCUCCUAGCCUUGGGAAAAAUAGGUAUGAUGUAGGAUGAGAGACAGGGGACAUAGGAGUAUGAGGCAUCGGUAAAACUGUCCCACAGAUAUAUAAUGUACGGCUGUAGGGCACCACAUACAUAGGGAAGCCCUGUGUAACAUAGGGAGACAGAUUGAGAAUUGUUGGAAGUCUGGACCAGCCACCCGACGUCUCACUCCUGUUGGGGACUGCCAGGCUCCUCCAAAAGAAGGAUUCUAUAGCAGGGAGGGAUUUUAAAUCAGCUUAUGAUACAGGCACUAGGAGCACCAGGAAUAAGUAAAGCAGCCUGCGGAGGAGGACUAGACAUGCUAUUAACACAGACUGUUUGAUAUAUCAGCUGAAGCAAACAAUAUCACUUGUAUGACUUUACAUAACUGACCUUCAAGUAAUUUAAGAACUUUGGUCUCUUUGGUUUAUGUAAUAUACUGCAUGUACAUUAGGAUUGUCUUAUAAAGAUUAUUCACUGAUCUGUAAAAAUGAAUACUAAUCAUAUUAUCUGUAUAUAUUGUGAUUAUGAGCAAAUUACAUUUUAGGAAAGUAAUACAUUUUAUAAUCAACAUAAAAUUGCUGAAAGUCAAUACAUGGCAUCAUUAAGCAGUUACCGAUAAGAGAACAAUAGUGCUACCCUUGGUCAUAUCGUAUCACGUUAAAGACUUUUCCAUUCUUUUGGACCCUGACCCCUGAGUACUGGGAUGGAAUUACAUGGGGAAGAAGGUUUGACAGAUAAAGUAUAAUGAUACCAUAAAGUACAACGGAUAAAUCGUAUAGUAUCAACUUAGACUAAUACUCAGGAGGAGGGAGUUAUAAGGAGAUCGAUGAAUAAAACCUGAAAUAGAAAGAAAGAGAGAAAAAAUUAAAAAGGGGGGAAAAGGACUACAAGAGGAUGUGAUAGAAACUAAAAACACACCAAUGGGCUGAAGCCCUUGUCUUGUGGAGCCAAACCACAGUUUACUGUUUGUCAGUGUUGUCAUAUGAUGGAGCCCACCUCCUGAUAUGGCGUGUCCCUCUUAAUACAUAUUAUAACCACUUAUAGCUGCUCCUGGUUUCUUUUGGGAGAGCAUGGAUGAGUAAUUACCAAAUACAGCAUGCCAUUAAGCCGAAGUGCAGUAGGUGUUUGGAUAGUAAAGGGGAAUUGUCACUUCUCUGGAAUUCACAUUAUUAAUAAAAACAUUGAAAUCACCUAUAACAUGUGUAAAGAAACGUUUUCUUUUAAAAUGAAAUAUUUAGCAAAUUACGCCAUAAGGUACUUGAGUCAAGACAAAGCCACGGCAAUCAUUACUAAUAAAGAGGAGAAAUAAUACCCCCAAAAAAUGUAUUCUUUCUCUAUGCUGACUGUCCAAAGGACAUAGCUUAUAAUAAUGACUGACAGGGAGCUAAGAUGGAGUCUCCCUGUUGCAGAAUACAGAAGUGUGGAUUUCUACAUUUAAUUUUUUACACUUCAGCAGGGCCAGCUCGUCCAUAGGACCCUUUGGGGCCAUGGCUCCAGGCAUUUUGCCGCCCUGUCAAAUCUUGUUUCUAUCUAUAACACUCCCCGCUAUGGGCGCCACUAAUGGGCAGCAGAUGCCCCCUGAAUUAUUCCCUACCUCUCCUCCCCGUGUAUUCCCCAACCCAAUUUGUAAUUUGCCCAUGGCUUGCACUUCUGUUAUAAACACAUGCUGGUGGAGAUGGAUUAAUAGGCGCAGGAUGUAGACAGCCGGCAUGACUGCUGAAAAACACGGUACCGCAAGGGUGCAGCUUCCAUGAGCUUCAUGUAGUGUGGCCAAGCAGACCGCACCGUGGUAGAGGAUCUUUAUCCUCUACCCAGUCUGACAAGAAGUGCUCAGUGAGAGAACUGAACAGCUUCCUAUAAGUCCAAGUAGAGGAAACCGAAGCUCAUCUACGGCAGUCCGCUUGGCCACACUACAUAAGGGGACGAUGACGCACACAGAUGGGCUGGGGAUGGGGACAAUAAUACACAGCAGUUAAAGAACGGGACAAUGACACAGAGAGGGGCUGAGGAAGGGGAAAUGAUGCAGAGAGGGGCUGGAAGGGGACAAUGACACAGAGAGGGGCUGGGAAGGUGAAAAUGACACACACACAGGAGCUGGGGAAGUGGACAAUGACAGAAAAAGGGGCUCAGGAGAAAGAGACACAUACAGUGCUAUAGAAAUAAGGGGCUGGAGGGAAAUAAGAGACACAACAAGGGGAAAGUAAGAGCCAAGACACAAGAUGUAAAAAUGGGGUAUUAUAUACACUAAAGGGGAUUAAAUACACAAAAAAGGGGGGGGGGGUAAGAUACACAAAAAGGGUCAGACAUUCAAAUGAUGGGAUAAAAAACACAAAACGGGUGAUAAAAAUAAAAGGGGGGGGGAGAGACACACAGGUAAAGAUGCAUUUUUUUUGUGGGGAGAGGGAGAGUGUCAAACUGCAUCUUUGCCUGAGUUGUCAAAAAUACUUGCAAUGGCCCUUCAUCCACUACUACUCUGCAUACACUAUACACACACUGCAUCCACACACUGCAUACAGUAUACAAACACAGACUCUGCAUAAUUAUGCACAAACAAUGCAUCCACUACACACACUGCACUCACUACACAAUCGCACACUCUACAUUCACUAUACAUAAUACAUAACAUAAUGGAUGCCGGUGUAUUUUGGUGGGCAUUUCAUCCUUGGUCCCAGGCAGCACAAUGUCUUGGGCCGGCUCUGCACUACAACAAUACAUAUUUAUUAAAUAAAUGGAUAAGUAAAACAUAAAUUAUUCCUUGUUUUUGAUAUAUAAGCAAUUUUCCUUUUCAGUGGGUUAAAGGGAUACUAUAGUCACCAGAACAACUACAGCUUAUUGAAUUUGUUCUGGUGAGUGGAAUCAUUACCUUCAGGCUUUUUGCUGUAAACAAUGUAUUUUUUUAAAAAAAAUGUAUUCUUUCUCUAUGCUGACUGUCCAAAGGAGAAAAGACAGUGUUUACAUUACAGCCUAGUGAUAACUUCACUGGCCACUCCUCAGAUAGCUGUUAGAGAUCCUUCCUAGGUCAUGGCUGCCUAAAAUGCAUCAAAACAUUCAGUAUCUCCUCCCUCUGCAUGCAGACACUGAACUUUCCUCAUAGAGAAUCAUUGAUUCAAUUCAUCUCUAUGAGGAGAUGCUGAUUGGCCAGGGCUGUGUUUGAUUCAUGCUGGCUCUGCCCCUGAUCUGCCUCCUUGUCAGUCUCAGCCAAUCCUAUGGGGAAGCAUUGUGAUUAGAUCAGGCCACUACUUCUGAUGAUGUCAGCAGACUGCUUGUUUUUCUGAGACAAACAGCAUUCAGAGUUGUAGCUUCAGGCUUGAAUACAGUAAGAUUUUGCUAUAUUUAUGGAGGCAUCAGGGGCUCAGUGGGGCUAGAUGGUGGUUUUAACACUUUAGGGUCAGGAAUACAUGUUUGUGUUCCCGACCCUAUAGUGAUCCUUUAAAUACCAUAGACAAAACUUCAGUGCCAAUCAACAUUUUCAUUAGAAAUUAACUUUGGUAUUGAGAUUUUACAAAAAUAGAGAUGAAUAUACAAAAGAAGAUACAGAGUAUGAGAACUGUUUUCUUCAGUUUUAAUUUAUCUAACUAUGCGUGGCUGCAGGGGACCAGUGGCAUUUGAACAGUAAGAUUGAUGAUCAGAUUACACCUGUUAUGUAAACACUGCUUGCUAGUAGAGGGCUGAUAGUACAAUGGAUCUUUGUGUGUACAGACAGACUUGCAUGGUGUGUGCUUGAGCUUUGGGAGAGUCUAGUUGCCAAGCUUCAUAGAAAAAAUACAUUUAUUUUUUCUGCAUUGUUCGGGGCACUGUCACAGUCUAGGGACUUUGCAUAAUUUGCUAGAUGGGGACAUUGCCUCUGUGGUCCCGUGGCCAGGGAGGGAAGGGAAAAGUAAGAUGUACUUACCUGAACCUGUCCCUCGCAGGUGCUACUAUCUUCUUCCGACUAGUCCUUCUCUGGAACCACCAUCACUGGUGUACAGCUAAUAUCUCUGCAGCCGGAACUGGUGAUGGCUGGGAGAGUGACACUUCUAGACGAUGGUAGCUCCAACCAGUUUCUAGAAGUGUCAGACUUAGGAAGUAUACUGAGACAAAGAAUUCCCUACUGUUGUGGAAUUUGUAAAAUGUUUAACAUGACUAUUUCAUAAAGAUUUUAUCUUAUUUAUCAAAUAGUGAUUUUGCAAGGGUGGAUGGGGUGGGGAUUGACAGUGCUGCUUUUAGGAGUUAUUGUGAAAAGGUUUGAGUCACCAAACUGCAAGCUGUGUGGAGCUAACUUAGAAAAGGUAGACACAAGGAGCCUCAUUGGGAAAAAAAACUCCAUCCUGACCAAGUAGGAGAUUUUUCCAGUUGGGCUGUUCAUACAUUUUGCAAGAAGAUUCUCAACUCACUGCAAGAUAAAUCUCAAUGAAAGGGUUCUAGGUGGAAAAUAGAGCAGAGGCUUCAGCCCAAGUGCCAAUUUUAUGGUCUCUCCCAUAUAUUGACUUAAGAUCUCUCAGAACUCCUUCCUAUGCAAUAUCCGGUGUCCAGCCUUGGAACUUUUUCCAAUUUUCUGUAAAUCACUCAUCCAUAGAUAUUUGCAGUUUAAUGCUGGGAGCUAGUUGGUUCCCCUGGCAGAUGUGAAUUAGGCAGUCCAGUAUGCUGCUCCAGAGCUGCUUAAUGUCAAUCCUAUGCAAAAAAUAUAUCUGAUGUCAGUGCGCACUGUACACUGGUGACUGACGUCAGUGUCUCCCCUCGUAAACAAUGCUGGAAGUGUGCCUGCAAGGGGAAGCUUGCUGUCCUCCCAUCCCUGGCUCAGAGCGAAUGGUCCAACCAAAUGCUUCUCUAUGACGCAGUGUGAUGGCAGGCCAGGGGGUUGCAAACUGGCAUGGGGAGCUUUGCCUGGUGCUGGAUUCCAGGCAAGUUUUAACCUAUUUUAUGAAUAGGCAUUAUUAAGUUAAAAUAGUAACCUUUUAACUUCAGACUUACAGCAGUAACCCUGCACCCACAGAAAUAUCUAAACACUAUGCUGUAUAAUUUAAAAGUUGUCCACUGAUAAAGUGGCAUUGUCACAAAAUAUUAUGUAUUUGGAAGUGUUAUUUCUAUCUCAAUGUUACAUGGGAAUCAGAAAUAACAAUGAAAGCGUGUUAAAAUCAGACCAUGGUCACCCAUGUUUGUAGUGAAAAGCGAUGUUAUUAUGCAAUAUAGGCAAGUUUUAGCAAUGUUAUCUAUUAUACAAUGCCUCAUACAGCAUAACGUAUCUAAGCAUUACUUAGUAUUAUUGUGUAACCAACUACUGCUAUCCCACACAACGAGUUAACACACCAUACCUACACUAGCAUAGAUGACCUAGCAGUAUUAAGCAACCAGCAUCACUAUUUCAUUUCAUUUAAUCUUACUCUUACGAAAUAACUGUUUAGUUAAGCUUGCAAAAUAUAAAAUUUGUGCGAAUUAUAAUGCCACUGUCUGACUACUGUGAAAGCUUGUAAUACGCUAUUGUGGCGUCUGUCGAUACCAUGUAACCACCUGCACCAUGGGCAUCUCUGAACCCUAACCCACUCAGGUCAACCCUGUCAAGCAACAGCCCUGUCUCAAAGUAUACUUCUUGGCUAUUAAUUUUUUGGACUAAAUUUCACAAAUUGAUUGCCAGCUCAGGACUUGUUUCCAGUGUCGGUAAAUAUCAACUAAGCUGCAGUUAUUAGUCAGUACCUAUUUCUAUCCAUGCAAUACCUACGAGUUUCCAAAUUUCACCUCAUCUUUAAAGUCUUCUCAAGACUAACGUCUACCUCAACUGAUACCAACCACCAUGUAGAGUUAACUAUUAUGCUAAUUGGGAAAAAGGUAACAAUUAAUUGUCAUAGCAGUUACAUCAGGACUAUCUGCCAUCAACCACCCCGUCUGAGCCAAGAGACUGACCAUCUCCUAGCCCUCACACUUAUUAUCCUUCACUCUUGCAGCCCAUGGUGUUAGGAGAGGAGUAGUCUGAACCCAAAAUUAUUGGGGUCCAGGAUCCCCAUUUUAAAUUAAAUAAUUUCAUUUAUUUGUUUAUACAGCUAGAGGGAAUUAGAAACAUGGAAUUUGACGGCAGAUAAGAACCAUUCGGCCCAUCUAGUCUGCCCAUUUUUCUAAAUACUUUCAUGAGUCCCUGGCCUUAUCUUAUAGUUAGGAUAGCCUUAUGCCUAUCCCACACAUGCUUAAACUCCUUUACUGUGUUAACCUCUACCACUUCAGCUGGAAGGCUAUUCCAUGCAUCCACUACCCUCUCAGUAAAGUAAUACUUCCUGAUAUUAUUAUUGUUUUUUUUUUUUAUAUAUGUAAUUCUUUAUUUUGUUUGUGCAAAGAUUUAACAAGCAGGUUUGCAUUGCCACAACAGCUGGUGCAAACAAAUGAUUUGUCAUAAGAUUACAGGAAUGAAGGCUAGGAAUGACCCUAACACUUUAUCAACAGUAUUAUUAAGUAUUAAAAAAUAUUUUUAUUUCAUAAUGUAUAAGCACAUAUAAAACAAAUAAAACAUAUAAAAUAUAAAUGUAUAAGUAUACCAUGUACAUAUGGUUGGAAAAAACACCAAAUAUUGAGCUAUAAGAAUAAGUGGAAAACUAGCUUUUAAGGCCUACCGCUGGCAUUCCAGCUCUGGUACUGUGAAGUAAAUGCAGUUUGAGUAGCAAUUACACCCCUCUAUUAGUGAGGCAGCAUGGUGGGAUCACAUUGAAUACUUUGCUGUGCAGCAUGUGGUUGUUUCCAGCUAUGCUUUCAUUGAGAUCCUGGAGGAUCUGUAGCAUGCUGUUCAUGGAUAGAGAGAUGGGGACUUAAUAAGAAAGGCAGGACAUAAAAGAUAAGGGGGCAUAAUAGGAAACGGGGACAUAAUAAGAACCUUACUGUGGGUGUAGGGAUCAUCGUACUUUCCUUUAGUCUGACGCCCUAGGUGUUUGUGUAACCUAGCAACACCCAUGUCGGUCUUUAUGAGGUAUGGGGGUUUGUGAUUAUUCAAGGACAACUUUCACCUCAAAAAUAUUUUUCAUAAAAUAAUCCUUUCAUCACAUUGUAUUUUAUAUAUCAAAGUAUACAAUAUAUACCAUAUAUAUAUAAAAUAAAAAUAAUAUUCAAAUCCUUGCACUCACGCUCAAAAUUAUUGUGCAUUAAAGCAUUUAGUAUACUUGCCGGGUGCCAGUCCUUAUUGGGAUGUAGAUAAACACCUAUGGUAUAUAGAAGCACGGGCUGCACUCACGGUCUUUGCAUUGAAACAUUCUUUAUUCCAUUAAGUGAAAGAGAUCUCUUUCACUUAAUGGAACAAAGAAUCUUUCAAUGCAAAGACCAUGAGUGCAGCCCGUGCUUCUAUAUACCAUAGGUAUAUAUAUAUAUAUAUAUAUAUAUGUAGAAUUAUAAGUAUGAAAAUGAGAAACCUUCAUCUCUACCUUUAGCAUGUAACAGAUCCUUCAGCCAUAUACACGCAUCUUAAGCUGUACAGUUUCUUUAAACCGACAGUUAGUCUUCCCAGCUUCUGUGCAGGGAGCGAAAUAGAGAAGACCAUCGAAACUAACUGUCGGUUUUCAGACACUGUCUGACCCAAUGUGCAUGUACAUGGAUGAAGGAUUCUAAAGGUAGUGAUGAGUUUCUCAUUUUCAUACAUAUUCUUAAUUAUUUUUUUUAAAUAUGCAUAUUCCUUUCAAAACUUGAUAUAAGAAUUAUUAAAAUAUUAUAGUUUUGAGGUGACAAUUGUCCUUUAACUGGAAUCCAUUCCUUACACUAACUUGAGGCAGGUUGUAAACGUGGAGAGAUAGUGUCAGCGAGUAAAACUUAUUGACUAACAUUGAAAUGAUUUGUUAAUUUACGCUCAGUGUCAGCUAUUAUUCUCUAUUGGAGCUGGUCAAAGUCUUGCCAGCAAGGAACUGCUAAUCGCUUAUGGUAGGAUUUAGCAAUAUGGGCACAUCCGCUACUUGCUAACGUCUUUUAAUGAGUGUUCCAUUCUCUGUGUCUGUCCACAGGUGGUGACAAUGCCAGAAUAUUUAAGGAAGCGGUUUGGAGGUGACCGGAUACGGGUUUAUUUAUCUGUCCUGUCUCUGCUUCUCUAUGUCUUCACCAAGAUAUCUGUAAGUCUAUCUUAUGUUCUACCAUUCAGAAAUGUUUCACUGACAUUUAUUGCAUCUUACCGUUCUUUUUUACGAGGGACAAUUUUAACACAGAUAACACUAACAGAUCUUUUAAAUUAGACAAAAUCAUAUGCUGAUUGCUAACUUCACAUCAUAUUCUUUGCAAAAAUCAUUAAUGCAAAUGUGCUAUGAUAAUGCUUUCUUGCCCCAAGCAUCCCUGAUCUCAGAAUUGUCCUUUGAUUGCAGGCUGACAUGUUCUCAGGAGGCAUUUUUAUCCAGCAGGCCAUGGGGAUCAACAUCUACAUUGCCAUCGUUAUGCUGCUUCUUAUCACAGCUUUAUACACUGUUACAGGUAGGCUGAGCUCUGCAGACUCAUCAUACAGACUAUUACUGUAUAAUUAACUUGUUCCUUCCACUAUGCACCUUUAUAUAUAGUUGUUACAAUGUACCCAUACUGACCACCACUGUAAAGCUCUGUUGUACAUUGUCCUACAGCAUGCCUUCACUUUAUAUUUCACUUGUGAGAUUCUGGACAAAAAAAAAUAAUUUAAAGUAAAAAAAAAAGGACAACACCGUGGUGUGAGGAACUUAAAUAAAAAGCAAAGUUUUGUAAAUUCUCAGCCAGGUCUGUAACUAGAUUUUAGGCACUUCGUCAAUUCGGGACUUCGGCAAUUCGGCACUUCGGAACUUAGACACUUCGGAACUCUGGCAUUUUGGGACUUCUCUUGCAGCUGCUUGGUAGAUAACUCCCUUAAUUAAUUCCCACAGUAUUAGGGAGUUAUCUACUGAAAGGCUGAAAGACCUUAAUGGGUUUUUCAGCCAAAUUUACUAAUACUAAGUAAAAAUUACUUAGUAUUAGUACAUUUUGCCCCCAAAAAGGCCAAAUAAAAAUCCAUAAUAAGCGACGCAAUUAAAAAAAAAACAAAAAAAAAAACAGAGCGCUAAAAAAAAUAAUCUUCACCCGGCGAGGGCUCCGCGCAGACUGAGCUCUGCAGGGCAGGGGAAGGCUUAUAAAGCCUUGCCCCGCCCUGCAAUUAGGCUCAGAGCACUCUGAUUGAUGGGUUUAAGCCAUCCAAUCAGAAUGCUCUGACAGGUAAAUGAAGAGACUGACAGGUCUCUACAUUUACCUGUCACAGCACUCUGAUUGGUUGGUUUGAAAUCCACCAAUCAUAGUGCUCUGUGUCAUUUUACACAGCGUGGGAAAGUUCUUUGGAAUUUUCCCACGCUGUGUAAUUUGACUCAUAACACUCUGAUUGGUUACUUAAUCCACCAAUCAGGAGGGGGGACUUUUUUUUUUUUUUUUUUUACAGUGAGCAGCCACAGGCUGCUCACUUUUUAAUAGACAUGCCCCUACUCGCAAAAUAGCGAGUAGGAGCUUAAUUUACUAAUACUAAGUAAUCUUUACUUAGUAUUAGUAAAUUUGGCUGAAAGACCAAUUCAGGUCUUUUAGCCUUUUAGUAGAUAGCUCCCUAAUACCAUGGAAAUUAGGGAGUUAUCUACUUAUUCAUUCCUGUCAUUACAUGACUGGCUAAGUAACUUACAUUUUAUAUGAAUGUGUGUUACUUGAUUGUUGUAAGUGUUGCAAACGCUUACAGCUGAAUCCUGGCAAUGUUUGUAUACUUUUUAUUUGAAAUUGUAUACAAUGUAACAUGCUUCUUCUUUCACUGGGUAUGUAUAUUAGUACUUAGGCAAUACUGUGCUUCGGAACUUCGACACUUUGACACCUCGGAACUUCGGCACUUCAGCAAUUCGGCGCUACUACACUUCGGAAAUUUCAUCACUUUGGCAAUUCAGCUAUUCGGACAUUUGGAAGCACCACAAUGUCCGAAUUACCCGAAAUUCGGCCGAAUUUUUAUUUGGACUGAAACAAAUUGCACAUGGCUACUAGAUUUCCUUGUUUACUUCAAGCAAAAGAUCAAUGUGAUGAGUUCCAGGUAGGAUUUAGUCAUACCUGAGUGAGUGAUUACAAAACAAAAAUAUGUUACCAGGAAAAUGCUGUAUCCAGGGAAUUAGAGUACAUAGAGUGUUCAAAUUGGCGUCAUUUAAUAGCAAAUGUUGAUAAGGAGGAAUUGCACUUGACCUGAGCAAGUAUCAAAGACACAUUAUCAUAGUAACUUAUCUUAAAUUACCCUAGCUCACCCACGCAGAGUGCCUUGCUUUUGGUAUCUUGGGUCUCCCCUCUGAUAUAAUUUUAUUCUGAUGGUAAAGUUCUAAAAUCUUUAAUGACAGGACACAGUCUUAUAAUUCUAUUGUUCAUAUCACACAAAUCUAGUUGGAAAUACGUACCUUGGUUACCUUGAAAUAGAACUACAAAAAGGUCAAAACACUAGUUUAUUUUGAAACAUCUUUAUCAUGACCUUUUUCUUUCGCACAGGGGACAUAUUAAUUCACAUAUAGUGCAUAACCGUCACUAUUGGCAGGUAAUGGUGAAAACGUGUUUUGCUGCAUGCUGAUUGACAGCAGGCAGGGCGGCAUGAUUGGCCAGUUACAUGCAUGCAUGACUUUUUAAAUGAGAAGCCUCUACUUGUAAAAUGUCCAGCACGAUCAGGAUAGUCUGUGCGCGGUGACAAAAGGGAAGGGAGGUUGGGAUGGCUGCAGAAACUAAUCCUAUGAAUAUAGACAUACAUAGACAUCUUAAUAAAGAUAUAUACAGUCAGGUCCAUAAAUAUUGGGACAUCAAUACAAUUCUAAUCUUUUUGGCUCUAUACACCACCACAAUGGAUUUGAAAUGAAAUGAACAAGAUGUGCUUUAACUGCAGACUUUCAGCUUUAAUUUGAGGAUAUUUACAUCCAAAUCAGGUGAACGGUGUAGGAAUUACAACAGUUUGUAUAUGUGCAUCCCACUUUUCAAGGGACCAAAAGUAUGGGACAAUUGGCUGCUCAGCUGUUCCAUGGCCAGGUGUGUGUUAUUCCCUCAUUAUCCCAUUUACAAGGAGCAGAUAAAAGGUCCAGAGUUCAUUUCAAGUGUGCUAUUUGCAUUUGGAAUCUGUUUCUGUCAACUCUCAAUAUGAGAUCCAAAGAGCUGUCACUAUCAGUGAAGCAAGCCAUCAUUAGGCUGAAAAAAACAAAACAAACCCAUUAGAGAGAAAACAAAAACAUUAGGUGUGGCCAAAUCAACUGUUUGGAACAUCCUUAAAAAGAAAGAACGCACCGGUGAGCUCAGCAACACCAAAAAACCCGGAAGACCACAGAAAACAACUGUGGUGGAUGACUGAAGAAUUUUUUCCCUGGUGAAGAAAACACCCUUCACAACAGUUGGCCAGAUCAAGAACACUCUCCAGGAAGUAGGUGUAUGUGUGUCAAAGUCAACAAUCAAUAGAAGACUUCACCAGAGUGAAUACAAAGGGUUCAUCACAAGAUGUAAACCAUUGGUGAGCCUCAAAACCAGGAAGGCCAGAUUAGAGUUUGCCAAACAACAUCUAAAAAAGCCUUCACAGUUCUGGAACAACAUCCUAUGGACAGAUGAGACCAAAAUCAACUUGUAACAGAGUGAUGGGAAGAGAAGAGUAUGGAGAAGGAAAGGAACUGCUCAUGAUCCAAAGCAUACCACCUCAUCAGUGAAGCAUGGUGGUGGUAGUAUCAUGGCGUGGGCAUGUAUGGCUGCCAAUGGAACUGGUUCUCUUGUAUUUAUUGAUGAUGUGACUGCUGACAAAAGCAGCAGGAUGAAUUCUGAAGUCAUUGGACGGCGCUUCACAAUGCAGAUGGACAAUGACCCGAAGCAUACUGCAAAAGCAACCAAAGAGAUUUUUAAGGGAAAGAAGUGGAAUGUUAUGCAAUGGCCAAGUCAAUCACCUGACCUGAAUCCGAUUGAGCAUGCAUUUCACUUGAUGAAGACAAAACUGAAGGGAAAAUGCCCCAAGAACAAGCAGGAACUGAAGACAGUUGCAGUAGAGGCCUGGCAGAGCUUCGCCAGGGAUGAAAACCAACGUCUGGUGAUGUCUAUGCGUUCCAAACUUCAGGCUGUAAUUGACUGCAAAGGAUUUGCAACCAUGUUUUUUAAAAGUGAAAGUUUGAUUUAUGACUGUUAAUCUGUCCCAUUACUUUUGGUCCCUCUAAAAGUGGGAGGCACAUAUACAAACUGUUGUAAUUCCUACACCGUUAACCUGAUUUGGAUGUAAAUACCCUCAAAUUAAAGCUGAAAGUCUGCAGUUAAAGCACAUCUUGUUCAUUUCAUUGUGGUGGUGUAUAGAGCCCAAAAGAUUAGAAUUGUGUCGAUGUCCCAAUAUUUAUGGAGCUAACUGUAUAUAUAUAUAUCUAUAUAUACAUCUACCAAUUGUGUCUUCCAUUACUAUGAUUAGGUGGUAAACUCAGCGGGAAAAGAAGUAUGCAAGAAAAUGUGUGCUAAAAUAUGACAAUGGUAAUCCUAACAGAAAAUCAUAGAAACUGUGACACAUACAAGUAUCUGCUUUUUUUUAAAAACUAGUUUAUUAUUGGUAUUUGUUGGUUGUUGUUUGGUGUGUCAUUAAGAGGUGGGAAAUAUGAGAGGCAUUAAAAUCUGCACACUACCCCAUCCUUGGAAGCAGGAGCUAUAAACUGAUGUGUUCCUCUGUGAUGUUGAAACUUUUUGCAAUGUACUAUCUGCUCAGACCAAUCUACAGUUCGCGAUUUAUCAAAGUGCCAUAUUCUGAACAACAUUCUAGACAAUCACCAUGGAAAUCAGUUUAAGUCUGUGACUCUUUUCUGAGUUUCCCCAACCUUAAUAACAUAGUGUUGUCAGAAUGGAGAUUACGUGAGCCGGGAGAUGUAGUAAAUGAUGAUCGGCACAAUGUGUUAGAAUGUCAGUGCAGACUGGGAAACGUGGAGAAAGGGCAGUUGGAUGUCAUUAAUACAUUCUGCCUCUCUUAUACUACCUCCUUUAACAGCUUGUGUACUCUCUCUGUUUAGGGGGGUUGGCAGCAGUGAUUUAUACAGAUACCCUGCAAACAGUCAUCAUGCUUGUUGGAUCAUUUAUACUAAUGGGAUUUGGUGAGUUCAACAGAAAUUGCUUGUUUGUUUAGCGCCCAAAUAUGUUAAUGUAUGUCUGAUUUGUUUGUUUUAUUAUAAUUUGUUUUGUUGAAGUGAAAGAAAACAAUACAAUUGAAUAGAAAAUGAAAAGUAUUUGAAGAUGUGUGUGUUAUUUUACUUACUUUGUACAUAGUGAUAUUCAUAGCUUAUGCUAAAGCUUACCCCUUAUCCCUUAAAGGACAACACACAGAGAGAAAAAAAAAAGUAAAUCACUAUUUAGUAGAUAUACCCCAAUGAAUACAUGCAUACAUUGUUUUGCUACAUGUAAUCAUUGGGGGUUUAUCAAAAAUAAUUUGCACAUUCUGCAGUUCGUCUGACUUCAGCCUUUGCAAGCUCUCCUCUAUUUUGGCUUAAGAACCUUAAGCUAGUCAUGCUAGCUUGUUCUUGGCUUGUGCCAUAUGUGUAGGCCCGGGGCUCGCUAUUGGUUCAGUGGAGCUUGUGAGUGGUUUUAAGAUACAUUUACAUUAUCUUCAGUAGUCAAAUGGUCUUCCUAUCCAUAAGACACAGGAAUACAUCCAAUUAUCUGGCCAAAUAGCUAUCCAUCCAGAUGUUUAUCCAACAAAUAAAGUAAAUAAGCAGUGGUCAAAAUGAUUAGAUUUUUACAAACAAAUGUGUACAAGUUGGUGGUAGCAAUACAUUUCUGUAACUCACCUUAGUGCUUCCUUCCUCAUCCUGACCUCACACUGAUCUUUCACUUUUAAUAAUUACACAAAGUGCUGUCUUUGGAGUUUUAAACCCAUUAUUUAGUAGAUAUCAUACACAUCUUUGUCUUUUAUUAGAAUUAUUGUAACCAGCAUCUUGUCUUUCUCGCAGCAUUCAACAAGGUUGGAGGAUAUGAGUCCUUUGUGGAGAAAUAUAUGAACGCAAUUCCUACUAAUGUCUCCCAUGAUGGUGUUGUGAUUCCCAAGGAAUGCUACACUCCCAGAUCUGACUCAUUUCACCUCUUUAGGGAUCCGAUAACUGGGGAUGUACCAUGGCCUGGGUUUAUUUUUGGCAUGACUAUCCUGGCUUUGUGGUAUUGGUGCACUGAUCAGGUAAGUCAAUUUUGGCUGAAUAUUCUGAGAACAUACUGGAUGCAUACAGGUCACAUGAGUCUUAUAUGGUUGUGGUUUUCCAUGAUAGGUGAUUGUUCAACGGUGCCUUUCUGCCAAAAAUAUGUCCCAUGUUAAGGCUGGAUGUAUCCUAUGUGGAUAUCUUAAACUUCUGCCUAUGUUUCUGAUGGUGUUCCCAGGAAUGAUUAGCCGUAUCUUGUACACAGGUAAGACAAAUCCAGUAAGGGUAUCUUCUAAAAACACAAAUUGUGAAUGGUAUAUAAGAUGAUCUUCUGUAUUCUCUUGUCAGAUGAGGUACUUUGUGUCAUGCCAGCUGAAUGUAAAAGAAUAUGUGACGCAGAAGUUGGAUGUACUAAUAUUGCAUAUCCCAAAAUUGUGAUAGACCUGAUGCCAGAUGGUAAGACAUGUUCUGUUACCAAAUAUAUGCCCAAUAUAUUCCCUUUAUUACUAAUUGGAUUCUUAAAGGUAAACUGCCACUUCGCAGGAUUUUUUAAUCUUACAUUUAUUUACCACCUAUAUUCAUCAAAUAUGUGUUUGUGAGGAUUGAAACAUAAAAUAAACUUUACAAACCAAAAUUGCAGUAUUUACCUAUAUCCUGGAACUGAGUGCCUUAUCUUGGAUCCCUGUCAAUCAUUGUUAUAAACUCUUGCCCUUUGCUACUUCCAGUCAGCAUAGAAAGAACAGAAGAAAAAAAUACUUGUUUCUGUUUCUACUUUUCCAAUAUUAUGUGUGCUCUGACUGUGCCUGGACUGAACUCGAUUUUAACCUUCAAAUGCAAAAGAUUUAAAGGAACACUAUAGGGUCAGGAAUAAGAACAUGUAUUCCUGACCCUAUAGUGUUAAAAGAAACUUAUAGGGUCCCUGGAUCCCUCUUACCCCCCUUAAAUAUAAUUAAAAAACUCACCUUUUUUACAGCGCCGCGCAGGUGUGCCAGCGCUGGCUCCACCCCCAAUCCCCUUUGGCUUAAAUGAUCAGAAUUGCACUCUCCGGCACUGAGAGUGUAUGACUGACAGGUUUGUGGGCUGGCGUAGAGCUGUCGUGUAUUUUUUACAAAUCACUGCAGUUCUAAGCCAUUUAAGGUGCCCCCAUUAACCUUAUAUCAUUAACUUUGCAAUACGGCAAAACUAGGAUGUUGCUUCAACUGACCCUUUAUUUAUUUAUUUUUUUAAAUUUUAAUUAGGUUUCUCAGUUUAAUUUCCAAUGGUACUUGGAUGAUGGUUAAGCGAUUAAGUUGAGAUAUGUGGUUUAUGCAGAUGUUCUGAUCUGUUACUUUCAAAACUGGAUUAAUUUUAUAUAUUUUUUUAUUUAUUUUAAUUUCAGAUUGUUCCUGUAAAAAAGAUUUGUAACUUUUUAUACUGUGUUACUCUUCAGGUCUACGAGGUCUGAUGCUCUCUGUGAUGUUGGCUUCUCUCAUGAGUUCCUUGACUUCCAUAUUUAAUAGUGCUAGCACCUUGUUUACCAUGGAUAUUUACACCAAGAUCAGGAAGAAGGCAACUGAAAAAGAGUUGAUGAUAGCGGGCAGGUGAGAAAUGCUGAAUUACUUACCCAUCACCUGUACACGUACAAUCAUCAUGUUUUGAAGAAUCUGAACAGAGCAUAGCAGACUAUGUGAAAUGCUUUAUGACUGACAGAUGUUCAUGAUGUGCAAUUACUGCACUUUAUUUUAGUUGCUUGGAAGCAAUUCUCUUCUACAUACGGGAGGUUCUCAUAACAGCGUAAUUCCUUAGUGGGUGUUUGCUUUAUUGCUUGCUGGCCUCAAAGUGCUCAUGUUGUUCAUAUUUUCAUUGCAGAAUUUUUAUCCUUUUCUUGAUUGGUGUGAGUAUUGCAUGGAUCCCCAUUCUGCAGUCUUCAGAGAGUGGACAGUUAUUUGAUUAUAUACAAUCUGUUACCAGCUACUUGGGGCCACCCAUUGCCUCAGUCUUCUUCCUUGCAGUAUUUAUUAAGAGAGUGAACGAGCAGGUGAGUUUCCAAAUCAAGAUUGUAAAAACAUGAUCAAAAGCCAUUUAGCUCAACUGACUGAUGUUCCUAACAAAGUAACAUUUUGUUUGUGAUGACUGUAAAUGCAAUACACAUACACACCACAAGUUGUGGUGGGGAAAAAAGUGUGCAUGAAACCCCUUCCACCUGAAGUAAGUGGAUAGUUAAUACAUAGCUAAACACAAAUACACACACCAGUCAAGCCAUAAGACUUGCUUUUCCCACAGAAAUCUCACUUUAACAGUGCUCUCAUUACUGCAAGGGAUUUUGGGUAGGCGUAUGCAAAUGAGCUCAACAAAGAACCACAUUUUUGCCUCAUGAUUCCACUUUAUACAUGGAUUCCUUGGAGUAUGUGUUUGCGGUAUAUAACAGCUUUGAAACACAACUUAGGAAGAUGAGCAAAAGCAGUGAACUUUAAGGUGCAAUACCACCAAUUUAUAUGUUUUAGUGCACCUUAACAUAUAUUGUUUCUGUUCAGGGAAAUGAACGCAUUAUAGCUGGAUCUAGCAUAGAAACAUAGAAUGUGACGGCAGAUAAGAACCAUUUGGCCCGUCUAGUCUGCCCAAUUUUCUAAAUACUUUCAUUAGUCCCUGGCCUUAUCUUAUAGUUAGGAUAGCCUUAUGCCUAUCCCACGCAUGCUUAAACUCCUUUACUGUGUUAACCUCUACCACUUCAGCUGGAAGGCUAUUCCGUGCAUCCACUACCCUCUCAGUAAAGUAAUACUUCCUGAUAUUAUUUUUAAACCUUUGCCCCUCUAAUUUAAGACUAUGUCCUCUUGUUGUGGUAGUUUUUCUUUUAAAUAUAGUCUCUUUUAAAUAUAGUCUCCUCCUUUACUGUGUUGAUUCCCUUAAUGCAAUACAAAGAAUGAUGUAAAACUGCACCUUUUGUUAUGAAUUCAAUGUUAAAUGGUAGAAUGUAGGCUAAAACAGUUGAUUUGAAAACAUUCUCCAACACCAUCAUAAUGGAAGUUGUUUUGGCCUAAAAUGUGCACUUUUUUUUCAGUUAACUUAACUUGGUCUAUUUAUGAUGUGUUACUACAUUGUAAAUUACCGUAUUUAUCGGCGUAUAACACGCACUUUUUCUCCCUGAAAAUAGGGGAAAAAUUGUGGGUGCGUGUUAUACGCCGGCCCUUUAAAUACUGCAGCCGCUCAGGCGGCUGCAGUUGGUACUCACCUCCCCUGUAGCGGAACAGGAGUUUCUGUUUCCUGUACCCGGUCGGACUGACAGGAAGGUGCACACUGAGCGUGCACCUUCCUAUCACUCCGGCCGGCCACCGCGGACAGCAGAGCGGCUCGGCCACGCUACAGGGGAGGGGGGUAAGAAGGGGGUGAAUAGAGGGGGAGGGGGGAGUAAGAAGGGGGAGUGGGGAGUAAGAGAGGGGGAGGGGGGAGUAAGAAAGGGGGAGGGGGGUAAGAAGAGGGAGUGUGGGGUAAGAAGAGUGGGGGAGUAAGAACGGGGUAAGAAGAGGGGGGAGUAGAAAGGCACCUUUUCCUGGCACUAUAGUGGUCCUUUAAGUUUUUUUUCCCUGAAAUUUCCUUCUUAAAAUGAGGUGCGUGUUAUACGCCGAUGCGUGUUAUACGCCGAUAAAUACUGGUAUAUAAUGAUUAGAAGUUAACGUUAUUAUUUAUACUUUGUGCCAAGAACAUACACACACACUGCUUUGCUCCACCACCCACAAUGCAAUUCACUCUAUGUGCAUGUCUAAUAUAGGUAUUGACAGGUUCCGUAAUUCAAUGAGAUGAAGCAGUUACAGUGCCUACAAUGUCCCAUAAAAUAUUGUCAUCUCCCUAGACCAAAACAAGAAAAAUGAUUUAUUAAUUGUGGUAAUCUGGCAAAGGAAUUGCAAUGCAAAUCUUAAAAUAAUCUAUUUGGAAUAACAAUUCAGUUGCAGAAUUUUGCAGCUAAACGUUUGGCCUAGAAUUUGCUGUUCCCUAUGCCAUUUCUCUAAAAUUCCUUGUUUAGCGAAUAGACAUCACAGUCUUUUUCCUGACCAUUAGUAUGCCACUAGUAUGCAGUAGUUAGACUAUAAUUUAGUAAUUUCUGAUCCUAACUCUUUUAUUUCUGCCAUAGGGAGCUUUCUGGGGAUUAAUCAUUGGACUACUUAUUGGACUAGCAAGAAUGAUUGCAAUAUUUUCCUAUGGAUCUGGAAGCUGUGCCAAACCUAGCAACUGCCCAAAAAUCAUAUGUGGAGUGCACUAUCUCUAUUUUGCUAUCAUACUGUUUGUUUGCACCAGUAUCAUCGUCGUGGGCGUAUCAUUAAUUACCAAACCCAUCCCAGAUAAAAAUGUAUGUAUUAACUGGACUUUAUUAUCAAAAUGCUUAAUAUACAUUUACUAACAUACCUUAGCAGAAGUCCUUGUGCUCUUAUUAUCAUCAGCAAUCCUGGGAAAUGACUCCGCACAACUUAUAAACCAAAAUGGAUCCAUAAUGAAAUGAAAUGAGAUUUAAAAAAAUCCUUCGAUCCUAUAUUGGACUUGUAGACUUAUUUGUAUAUAUUCUUUUUGAUCACUGUGAAACUUGAAUCUUAAGCCAGCCUAUAAAAUGCAUUGGAAAUCACAAGUGUAGUCACCCAUAAUCUAAUUGUAACUUUCUAUCUACUCUACUUUGCUCGCUGACGACAUAUGUACUCUUUGCAUAGGAAUAUAUAUUAGGCAAUCUGCAACAGAGUCCCGAUUGCCUAGGUCACUUGUGCCAGGGGUUUAACUAGUCUCGGACACAAAAGUGCAUAUUUCUCACUAUGUACAGUUUUAAGCACCUACAGAAUGCUCCCACCAUGACCACUUCUAAAAGCAGAAAUGGGUUAUGGUGGUUGAAAUAAUCUUUUAAUCUUGAAACCAUGGUUUAGGCCAUGUUUUAGCAUGAUGAUAUUUUCUGACUUACCUAUCCCUAUAAUUAGCAAAUACAUGUUUGUGAGCUGUGAAAAAUAAAUGUAAAUUUUACCCACACAACUGGGCACCCCCAUCUUAGCUCCCUGUCUAUUAUUGUUAUAACCGAUGUCCCUUGCAUAGAGAAAACAUACAGAGAAGAGUGAAACAACGUUUCUAUUUCAUCUCCUAAUUGGCAAUCUUUGCCCUGCCUUGUCUGAAGUAAAGGAAUAGUUUUAAGGUAAGGAACGCAAACAUGUAUUCCUGACACUAUGGUGUUAAAACCACCAUCUAGCUCACCUGAUCCCCCCCCCCCUUGCCUCCCGAAAUAUAGUAAAAUUGUACUUGUGUUCCAGUCUGCAUCUGCCCCUGAUCUGCCUGCUAGGCUGACAUCAUUAGAAGUGAUUCUCAGAGCCAAUCACAAUGAUUUCCCAUAGGACUGGCUGAGACUGUCAGGGAGGCAGAUCAGGGGCAGAGCCAGCACAAGUCAAACACAGCUCUGGCCAAUCAGCAUCUCCUCUUAGAGAUUAAUUGAAUCAAUGCAUCUCUCUGAGGAAAGUUCAGUGUCUGCAUGCACAGGGUGGAGACACUGAAUGGUAGUACUGGAGUUAUCACUAGGCUGUAAUGUUAAUACUGCAUUUUGAAAAGACAGUGUGGGUGUUCACUAGAAAAAGCCUGAAGGCAACGAUUAUACUCACCAGAACAAAUACAAUAAAGAAUAAGAAAGAAUAAUAAAAGAAGAAAACAGAGCAUAUCAUGAAAAAAAGGUUAACACAAGUAAUUUGUUUAUUAAGUUGUAUAAAUUCCAGACAAGUGACAGCACCCCAUUAUAUUGAUAUAGCAAGGAAACUGCACCCUCUUUCCUGGCCUAUAUUGUGUAGGUUUGGAGAAGGAUCCCACAGAAUAGCACACAAAGAUAUGUAUUAGUAGACAUGUGCUAUUCGGUUUGUUCCGAAUGUAUAUUCGGACGAAUUUCGUGCAAUUUGGACAUUCGGAUGCUUACGAAUGCCCAAAGUACCGAAUUGCCGAAGUUCUGAAUAUCUGGCACUGGGAGGCGGGAGCCCUAUAGAUGUGUAAGUGGUUUUGGUGGCAGUGCUGGCACUGGGAGGCGGGAGCCCUAUAGAUGUGUAAGUAGUUGUGGUGGCAGUCCGGGCACUGGGAGCCCUAUAGAUGUGUAAGUGAUUGUGGUGGCAGUCCGGGCACUGGGAGCCCUACAGAUGUGCAAGUGGUUGUGGUGGCAGUCCUGGCACUGGGAGCCCCCUGCUAGGACUGCCACCCCAACCACUUACACAUCUAUAGGGCUCCCAUUUAACACUGGCAGGACUGCCACCACAGCCACUUACAAAUCUAUAGGGCUUCCAGUGCCCGGACUGCCACCACAAUAACUUACACAUCUAUAAGGCUCCGGCCUCCUAGUGCCCGGACUGCCACCACAACCACUUACACACCUAAAGGGCUUUUUCGCCUCCCAGUGCCAGGACUACCACCACAAGUUCCGAAGUGCCGAAUUUCUGAACCGAAUUCUUUGCCCAUGCACAUCCCUAUGCAUUAGGUAAAGAUAAGUUGCCAAGGAUAAAUUAUAACAUAAAUACAGUAAGUCAGAUAACGCUAGAGGGCAUUGGCAGGUUCUAUUCCUGCAAAACUUUAAAGCCAAACUUUCAUGGAGAGAAAAACAUCCAAAACCGUAACUGAAAUUACACAAAUUAUAUCUAUAUUCCACCAUUAGAAUUCCAGGCCGGGACCCAACAAAAGGGGAAAGACAACUUGCAGAUGACGCUUGUGCAUUUCGUACUUUAUUGGCACUUCAUCAGAGUGCAGCUUUGAAGUUUUGCUUUAUGAACAAAGAUAUAAAUACCCAUGUAUGUGUACAGAAACCAACAGAUAUGCACACACCUAGAUAUACAUUACAUGUUAUUAACCUCAUGUGCCAAUUUCUAGGUCUACUUUGCGACACAAGUUGGCCUUUUGCUGCCAUGUCUUUUUUUUCACUGCAUAUUACAAUUACGUUUUACCAAACAUGAAACAUAUUGGCUUUGGAUCGAACAAAAAAUACAACUAACAUAAUUGAGCAGAACUCAAGUUAUUGUGAACAUGGUAUGAUUCAUUUAAGGAUUACAUUCUUAGCUGCAGUAAUAGAAGUUAUAGACAUAUCAGAUGUGUAUGUAGGUCUUCAACAUGUAACACUGUGACAUGACAUUUCUCAUGACUUUAUUUUCCAGCUUUACCGACUGUGCUGGUCCCUGAGAAACAGCAAGGAGGAAAGAGAAGAUCUUGAUGCCAAUGACUGGGUUGAGGAAAUAGAAGAUGAGAUUGAAAAAGGAGGUGAGUACUCGUCAAAAAAUAGAAGUGUGUUUUGAACAAAGGACCACUCUUAUCAUCUAUGAAAGUUUUUGGAUUUAUCAUAAAAAUUAUUAGAAGUUGAUAUGAAAGAUUUUAGAAUGAAUGUUUUGUAUGUAUUAGUUUUCAUAAGGAUAGCACAUUAGGGACUUUUCUAUUACGUAAUUGAAACAGCAACAUUAAGAAAUGGGCUUUUUAGUAGAUAGCUCCCUAAUUUGUUAUCCUAUCCUUAUCUUUGCCAUAAUUAAGGAUACCAAAUUAAGGACUUAUCUAGGAAGCAAUGGAAAGAGCAAAUUUAAGAAAAAGGGCUUUUCUUAUUUUUGCUGUUUAGUAUAUAGCUAAGUAAUUUGGUAACCUUAAGCUGGAUUGCCUUGUUUAAAGAUACCAAAUUAGGGUACUGUUUAGUAGGUAGCUCUCUUAUUGUGUACCCUUAUGUGGGAUUGCCCUAUUUAAGGAUAACAAAUUAGAGCAUUGUUUAGUAUACAGAUCCCUAACUUGGUACCCUUAUAUGGGAUUGCUGUAUUUAAGGAUACCAAACUAAGGCACAGUUUAGCAGAUCCUCCCUAAGUUGGUAGCCUUAUGUAGUAUUGCCUUAUUUAAUUAUACUAAAUGAGGGAACUGUUUAGUAGAUAGCUCUCUAAAUUUGUACCCUUAGGUGGGACUGCCCUAUUAAGGAUACAGAAAUAGAGCACUGUUUAGUAGUGCACACUGUCACACACACUGUCAUUUACCCAAUACACACACAGUCAUAUACACAAUAAUUUACCCAUACAUAUACUGUCACACUGUCCUUUAACUAUUUACCCAUAGAUACACACCGUCAUAAAAACGUUCAUUUACCCAUGCAUACUGUCACCUAACACUGCUAUUAAACCAUGCAUGCAGUUAUUUGUCCAUGCGUGCACACUCUUAUUUGCUUAUUCACACAGUUAUAUACACAUCUAUUUACUCAUACAUACACUGUCACACUGUUUCUUAAUGACAGAUACACACAGUGAUAUACACUGUAAUUUACACAUGCAUGUCCGCUGUCACAUAUGCCGUCAUUAAGCCCUGGGUGCACACUGUCACAUACAUUGUCAUUUAACCAAGUGUUCAUACCUUUACUCGCCCAUACAUGCACACAGUUGUGUGCACUGUAGGUCCCAAAUAAGAGUGCCAAAUUAGGGAACUACCUAUUAAACAGUGCACUACAGGGAAUAACAAACAUCCAAACAUCAAAUGUUUUCAAAUAUUUUCGACCAAACUACCGAUCGUUCUUAAUUGAUAAUUACCUAAUUAUGUUAUUACCAAAACCAGGCCGUUUUUCCCUCCGGGCACAUGACUAAUAAUUAUGGCAAUAAUAAUAUUAAAGCAUUUCACCAGAUUAAUUGAGAUUUAGCAUCAAUGCGAAGUAUGCUUUUACUUAAUUGACUGUUAUUGUUCAUCAAUAUUCUGAGAACAAUGUUGGGACCGUGGAAGAACAGACUCUUGCUUUGGUGUGGAACUGCUAUUUUCUAUGCCAAUGCUGCACUUGUUUCUUCAUUCAGAAUGGAUUGGUAAAUGCUGCAGAAUUACCGACAGGCAGCCCACUGGGUAUAAGUGGUGCAGACCUGACUUCUUUUCCUAGCAAGUAGUAUGUGUAAGGGAGAACCACCGAGAGAUCAAACUAAGUGAAGACAACUGCAGUUUAAUGUAUUAAUGGUGACUGCUUUGUGCCUUCUUGUUCUCAAUAAUGAAAAAAAAGCUUGUAAAAUAAAUAAGGAACAAUAAAAAUAAAAUAAAUACUGUUGCCAGCAUGCUAUGCCAAUAACGCACAGAAUUAACAUUCACCACCGCAGAAUAAGUCACAGAGAAGUCUGGACAUUAUGUAUCAACAUUUUAGAGUGUAAUAUUUACUGACAUCAUCUAGAUUCAUGCAUGAUUCCAGAGCUCAGUGUGAAGCAUUUAGUUGUGUCUCAGUCUAGAAUUCCAAGUCUAUGCAAAUGGCUGGGUGGGGUGAGGGGACAGCAAGAUGAAAGGAAAACCAAGAGAAAAGAUAAAGAUGGGGAAGGGAAUGGAAAGAGAGAAAACUCGUAUGUGUCCAGCCCACCACUUGCUGAACCCUAACUUUGUAUACCAAGCAGCCGAGCACUGGGAUAGUAAAGAGAUGAUAAUAGCUAUCAGCACACCUUGUCAGAUAGUCCAGCCAUGUUCUUCAAAGUAUGUAUUUUAUAUCAGUAGAAGUGGUCAGGUGUUUAUCUAGAUGUGUUUCACUAUGACCAAAUCCUUUCUUAUUCUAACACAGAGACAAAGAAGCUCAGUUGCUGGAAGAAAUCUUACAACUGGUUCUGUGGUUUUGAAGAUAAAAAGCCUCAAAAAUUAACUGAGGAGGAGAAGGCAGCCUUGGAGGCGAAGAUGACAGACACCAGUGAGAAACCAUUGUGGAAGAACAUAGCCAAUGCCAACGCUAUAAUUUUGCUGGCUGUGGCUGUAUUCUGUCAUGGUUACUUUGCUUAACUGUGACGUAAGCCCCAUUGAAAAUUCAAGUACACAGUGCUAUGGUUCCAACAUUCAUAUCAGAUCAGGGAUUAAUCAGAGAUUGGCAGAUAUACAACAUGUCUCUCACGUGCCAUUUGGGAGCAACUAGGUUAUUAGGCAAACACACAUUUGCUGAUUUCAGACUUGAAAGUGAUUUAUCAAAAAAAAUCAUUGUUUUGCAAAUGCUAUAAAUCAGUUCUGUGGGAAAUAUUAUUUGCCUUUCCUGUCCUUUUGGCAAUUAAUUUCCCUCUUGACUGCACUGUGUCAUCAAUAGACGGAUGAGGUCACUAGUACACACAGACACAAAUCCACGGUACUAUGGACUGAGGAGUGAUUCAUUGCAUGGCAACACUGCUAACGAGGAUUGGGUUUCCUGGCAUUAGUUCUGUACAUUCAUCAUGUGAAUAGGAAAUAAAUACUGCAUUAACUUUGUAUAAUGGACAGUUUUUCUCUAGUUGUUAUGGUGGAUAAUAAAAUACUGCUAUUUUAAAAUAAAUAUAUUUUCUUACUGUGCUAUGCUAUAGUAGAGAUUGUCAUUUGACUUCAUAACGGGUACAUUUAAAUAAUAUAAAAAGACAAAUCACGGAUGUCAAGGAAUCACAUUAUUCAAAACUCAAAAUUAAUGCAUUACAUUUUUUAACUCGCCUUAUGCAGAGUGCCUCACACACUGCCCAGUUUCAGGUUGAUUGGCAUAAAAGCAUUUCAGGCUCUGGUUGGCUGGCAGUUUAAUACGUGGCUUAAAGAUUUAGCCUUAGGGCUGGCAAUGCAUCAUCGGAAUGGUAGUUCUAGCAACUGAGAAAUUUACAGUUUUGGCCUACCCCUUCCUUAAUGUGUUUCUGUAUGGAUCUCCUCGCUUAAAUCAAUAACAGAAUAUUAUUCAUUAUGUGUUUGAUAUGUUGGGAGUUCAAAGUGAAUUUUACAUUUUAUGAAAAAUUCUCCAAGCUCGCUACUUUGGCCAAAAAUGUUAUGUGAGUUCCUGACAGUAAAUGCCUUUGUUAUCCACCCUAAAAAAAAUAGUGACUGUAUUGCCUAACUUCUGAUGAGAUCCUUUUUAAAAUGAGUGUUUUAAAAAUCUCUGUAGAAUCUCAUCAUAUAGUGCAAUAUUAAUAAAUUAUGCUACCCUCUGUGCUCCUUCAGUCUCCUUUUUUAGGUAGAUGUAUUCAUUGAUAAAAAUGAUGAUCCUCAAUGUGACAUUCCCUUCAUUAAAUUUUGUUCUAUGAUUUAGGUGUAUUUAUUUUUACAAAACAAAGAGAGAUCCCCAGUGUAAUUGCAGAGUGUUAAACUAGGGCUGUAUAACUGCAGUCUUCAUGGAAAGCUGAUAUAUAUUCCACUAGCUGUACAUCAAGCUAUACAAAAUCAGGAAUCCAUCUUUGCAAUCCACACAUUAUUUUCUGACUUGCUAAGCUUCAUGGGAAUUGUAGUUAGCAAACUGGUAUCUGAAUACCUACUAUAUAUAUAUAUAUAACAAAUAAAAUAAAUCUAAAUUUCGCUGACAGCCCUCCAUUCUUUAAACAUUAUUAGAGAUUUAAUCCAGCAGUAGCCAGCUAGCAGAAACCUAGGCCUUUUAGAAAACUCCUGAACUAACGCCAAGUUUCACAGUUCUGUUAGAAGUAGUGUAUGUUACUACACUCCAUUUAAAAUAAAAAUGUUUUAAUAAAUUUUAAAUAAGAAAAAUAAA
Molecule: messenger RNA, 42779 nt
Organism: Pelobates cultripes (western spadefoot toad)
Lineage: Eukaryota; Metazoa; Chordata; Amphibia; Anura; Pelobatidae
Source: the annotation of a GenBank genome assembly